This is a messenger RNA of Morchella sextelata, 2253 nucleotides long. RefSeq lists its product as uncharacterized. Gene Ontology annotation, molecular function: metalloendopeptidase activity. NCBI's taxonomy places the organism in Eukaryota, Fungi, Ascomycota, Pezizomycetes, Pezizales, Morchellaceae. The transcript has a single exon. Bases 1 to 2253 code for a protein of 750 amino acids. Gene Ontology annotation, cellular component: mitochondrial intermembrane space. Gene Ontology annotation, biological process: peptide metabolic process; proteolysis. The record is from RefSeq and is a predicted model, not a curated record.
AUGUCGCGCCUCCCCUUCCUCUGGCCGUCCAUCAGUAUCCUCCUCAUCCUGUUCAUAACCUUCAGCAUCAGCAACAUCUUCUUCUCCCUCCCCAUCCCGCACGCCGCUGAGCACAAACCAGCCAGCCCGCACGAACACACCCACGCGGAGGAUGCGCACCCCCACGACCAUGAGGACACGCACAUGGACACGCCGAGUAUCCGCCUCCCGCCGCAGCCCCCAAUUGUGUUCCCGCCGUCCGCAGAGGCCGUGCAUGCGGCCAUCGCCUCCUCCUCCGGCGUGCUCGAGCAGCUGUCCGCGCUGGCGCCCGCCGACGCCACUGUAGAGAACGUGCUGCUGCCGCUCGCCGCCUCUGAGGCGGCGCUGACGGCGCUCGUAAACACGUUGACGAUCCUGUCUCUGGCCUCGACGGACGACACGACAGAGGUGCUAGAGCUGCUCGCGGAGCUCAACGAGCACAACCUGCGCACGUCCACGCACCCGUCGCUCUCGCCGCUGCUCACGGCCCUGCACAACAGCAACAACACCACGGACGCCGAGACCGCGCGCUACCUGCACGCGCUAUACACGGGGCUGCUACACACCGGGGCGGCGCUCACGGCCGAAGAGCAAUUGCGCCUCGAGGUGCUGCAGGAGAGCCUCUCAAACCUGUCGUCCACCUUCCAGCACAACCUCAUCACCUGCAACAGCACGCUCUCCACGGCCUCGCUCAACCUCACCGGCGUCUCCCCCGCCUCCCUGCCCCUCCCCCCCUCCGACACCCUCCUGCUGACGCCGCGCACCAUCGCCGCGGUGCUCACCGCCGCCGAGGACCCAGCCACGCGCCACACCGUCUGGGCCGCCGGCGAGAACAGCGUGCCCGAGAAUGUCCCCGUGUUUGCGGAGAUGAUCCGCGCGCGGCGCGAGGCCGCCGGGCUGCUGGGGUACGGCAGCUGGGCUGCGAUGCGGCUCGCGGGCGGGCGCAUGGCGCCCGACGCGGAGUUUGUGCGUGGGUUUCUUGCGGAGGCGCGGGCGCGCAUUGCGCCGGUUGGGGUGCGCGAGGUGGCGGAGCUGGAGCGGGCGCUGGGCGGCGAGUACCAUCUGUGGGAUAAGCGGUAUGCUGAGCGGCUGCGGGAGCGGAGCGAGGGCGCGGGGAUGGCGUUUGAUAUUGAGGGCGUGCUGCCGCGGGUGCUGGCGGAGCUGGGCGGCGUGUUUGGGCUGCAGUUUGUGGCGGUGGGGCGGGAGGAGUGGGCGGUGAUGCGGGGGGUGGUGCGGCGGGAGGGCGAGGAGUCGGCGUGGGAUGGCGUGAGGGAUGGCGAGGAUGCGGCGAGGGGCGAGAUGGCGUGGCAUCCGGAUGUGAAGCUGUUUGCGGUGUGGAAUGCCGCUUCUGCAAAGAACACCGCCCGCCAUGAGGACUCUGCCUCGCCCGCUCACCCCGCCGCCGCCUCUUCUUCUUCUUUCGUGGGCUAUCUGUACCUCGACCUGCUCGCCCGCCCCUCCAAGACCGCCCAAGCCGGCAGCCUCAACAUCACGCCCGGCCACCACCACCCCUCCCACCCGCGUCACUACCCCUCCACCGCCGUGCUCACAACCUUCCCCGCCACCGGCAAGCUCUCCCACACGGAGCUCAUCGUCCUCUUCCACGAGCUCGGCCACGCCAUCCACGACCUCGUCUCCACCACGCAGUUCGCGCGCCACCACGGCCCCGCCGGCGUCGCCGUCGACUUCGCCGAGGUGCCCAGCCGCGUCGGCGAGGAGCUCGCCUGGGACGCCGGCGUGCUGGUGCGCCUGGGCGCGCAGGAGAGCCAUGCCCGCGCGGUGGUCGACGGGCGCUGGGAGGGCGCGGCGCUGGCCGCGCUGCGGGGCGUGCAUAUUGCGGCGUUUGAUAUGAUGGUGCAUGGGGAGGACCCGCCGCAGGAGGAGGGGCUGGUGGGGGUGGUGUAUAAUGAGCUGCGAAGGGAGGUGAUACCCGUGAAGGGUGGGGAGCCCGGGGAGAGGCUGGAGGGCUAUGCGACGUUUGGGCAUCUGACGCAGGGGUAUGAUGCGGGGUAUUAUGGGUAUUUGGUGAGUAGCUGCUAUGCGGCGGAUGUGUGGGGGGUGUUUAGUGGUGGGGAGGAGUGGGGGGUGGUUGGGGGGCGGUGGAGGGGGGUGUUGGAGGCGGGGGGGUCGAGGGCCGCGGGGGAGCUGGUGGAGGAGUUCUUGGGGACGAGGCCGGGGUGUGGGGUGUUUUAUCGCAGAUUGGGGGUGGCGGAUGCUGAGGGGGAGAAGCCGUAA